UUAAGGAGUUAUUUGACUUUGUAUUAAAUGAAGGAGUGUAGUGGAGUUUGGGUCCUACAUGAUGCAUUUCUUUUAUCGUUGUUUAAAUGAGGCAUCAUGCUCGAAAAGGGGAACAAUCUGCAUUCCCUAGGGCUCGAGUCGCCGAUGCGCUUCCCUACUGGCUAAUCGAUGCAAAUCUGCACCUCUGGAUCGACAGCAACGGAGAUAGCGUCACCGCCGGCCCGAUCGAGUACAGAGAUCCACGGAUCCGGCUAGAACGCGAGUCGAAAUUCCACGAUCUGGACGGAAAAUUAAAGGUGGAAGGGGAGACAAAGAGGGAGGCGUCAGGGUGGGUGAAGUCCAGCGCCGGAAAUCUGACGACUCGCGUGUACGGUAAAGUGGAAUUCGAGAGCAAGCUAGUGCUGAAGCACGGUGGGAGGAAGGUGAGGGUGAGGCAGUCGGUGAGGGCGGUGGACGAGGUGCGCGUGAGAUCUGAGGCAGGGCACUCAGUAGCGGAGAUGGGGCGUGAGAGGAGGUAUCCGCUGCAGGUGAGGGCGACGGUGAUGCCGGGAUAG
Molecule: messenger RNA, 554 nt
Organism: Salvia splendens (bonfire salvia)
Lineage: Eukaryota; Viridiplantae; Streptophyta; Magnoliopsida; Lamiales; Lamiaceae
Product: peptide-N4-(N-acetyl-beta-glucosaminyl)asparagine amidase A
Exons: 2
Coding region: 87-554 (155 amino acids)
Source: RefSeq, a predicted model, not a curated record